Orycteropus afer afer is the source of this 522-nucleotide messenger RNA. RefSeq names its product protein tyrosine phosphatase type IVA 1-like. Gene Ontology annotation, biological process: protein dephosphorylation. The coding region runs from base 1 to 522 and encodes 173 amino acids. NCBI's taxonomy places the organism in Eukaryota, Metazoa, Chordata, Mammalia, Tubulidentata, Orycteropodidae. Gene Ontology annotation, cellular component: nucleus. Gene Ontology annotation, molecular function: protein tyrosine phosphatase activity. The transcript has a single exon. The record is from RefSeq and is a predicted model, not a curated record.
AUGGCUCCAAUGAACCGCCCAGCUCCUGUGGAAGUCACGUACAGAAACAUGAGAUUUCUGAUUACACACAACCCAACCAAUGCAACCUUGAACAAAUUUAUAGAGGAACUUAAGAAGUAUGGAGUUACCACAACAGUAAGAGUAUGUGAAGCAUCUUAUGACACUGCUGUUAUGGAAAAGGAAGGCAUCCAGGUUCUGGAUUGGCCUUUUGAUGAUGGCUCAUCACCAUCCAGCCAGAUUGUUGAUGACUGGUUAAAUCUGAUAAAUGUAAAAUUUUGUGAAGAACCUGGUUGUUGUAUUGCUGUUCAUUGUGUUGCAGGUCUUGGGAGAACUCCAGUGCUUGUUGCCUUAGCAUUAAUUGAAGGUGGAAUGAAAAAUGAAGAUGCAGUACAAUUUAUAAGACAAAAGUGGCGUGGAGCUUUCAAUAGCAAGGAACUGUUGUAUUUGGAGAAAUAUUGUUCUAAAAUGCGUCUGUACUUCAAAGACUCCACUGGUCAUAGAAACAACUGUUGCAUUCAAUAA